Salvelinus sp. IW2-2015 is the source of this 2894-nucleotide messenger RNA. The record is from RefSeq and is a predicted model, not a curated record. NCBI's taxonomy places the organism in Eukaryota, Metazoa, Chordata, Actinopteri, Salmoniformes, Salmonidae.
AUCAUAAUAUUUAACACACCCAACCUCAAUCUCACAUGCGAAGGACAGUGAUUGUCUUUUUCCUUGCUCACACGGCACACUGUAGUCUAUCUCCGAGAGAGAAACCCAAUCGGCACCUAUCCGAAUUAUUUGUUUGAUUCGUCUCGCUUUGGUUGUUUUGUAUUGCCUGUCUUUAUUCGGGAUUUGCUGUGAACAUUGCCAUUUAUUCUCAUCCUGGGUCGCUUACUGUACUUUGCCUGCUGCGCCUUUACACGUUGUUUUAUCGUUUCUAGUGGCAAAGGAGGAGUCUUUCGAAUAGUCUUCUUUUAAAAUUAUAUUUUGACAUAUAAGCGCUCUCUGCGCUUUUCCUAUCCCGGACUGGACCAAUGCGUAGCCCGUGCCCAGCGGAUCCACGACAGCUCCGUUUCUCACACAGCAGAGUUCACGCUCAAUGGCCGGACCGAUGUGCGCCAGCAGACCCUGCCAACAUACACCUCUGAUGGAUCAUUUAUCUACCGUUUUCGAGCUUCUUUCGGGACCCUUGCACUUCCUUUAUACCUUAUAUUGUGCGUAAAGCCUUGGGGUCGGAGCUGUAGAGCGAAAGCAAUUGAGAUAAUGCCGCUUUCCCAACUCGACCGUUGGUCUGAACCGAGUCGACCUGUUUUACCUGGGCGCAUGCGGAGAAUCCUCUCGUUCUGAAUCACAAAAGAAGCCUGCCGUCUGGAUUUCUAUGUGGUUGGGAAUAGACAAGUUGAACACUGAAACAUUUAGUCUACUCAAGACGGCAAGAAGUGAAGAUGGUUACGUGUUCAACGUGUAUUUCAUUAAAGUGGCAUCCAGCGUGAUAAACAUAAUCAGUGAUGUAGUGAGUCUGUUCAUAUGCGUGCUCAUCAUUUGCAGUAAAUACUCGCAACUGCUCAAACAGGGGACUAUGAAGAUGAUACUCUUCCGUAAAUUCCGGGUUUUGAUUCUCAUGGUGUUUCUAAUCGCCUGCUCGAUGCACAUCAUGAUAGACUUGUUACCAAAGCUGGAGAGGCGCAGCAACAGCGGCUGCUCCUGCUCGCACAAGCCGAGCGAGGACCCUCAGAACUGGGCUAAACACCGAGCCAGGUCGGGAGUGGAGUCCGGCUGGCCUAACAAACACACACUGAGAAUCCUUCAGGACUUCAGCAAUGAGCCAAACUCUAACAUCUCUUCCCAUUCUCUGGAGAAGAACCCCAAAGCGGGAAACAAAACGGAAGCCUUUAAACGGCUUGAACAUUAUGCACAAAAUGGUGACAAAAAGAGACGGUUCAUACAGGACACUGUGCGGGAGCAGGAGACGCCCCCUGACUUCUUCUACUUCUCGGACUUUGAGAGACACAAUGCUGAGAUCGCUGCCUUUCAUCUGGACAGAAUCCUGGACUUCCGUCGUGUCCCUCCUGUAGCUGGCAGACUGCUGAAUAUGACUAAAGAGAUCAAAGAUAUGACCAGGGACAAGAAGCUGUGGAAAACCUUCUUCAUAUCACCAGCCAACAACAUCUGUUUCUAUGGGGAGUGUUCGUACUACUGCUCUACGGAGCAUGCUCUGUGCGGUAAGCCGGACCAGAUCGAGGGUUCCCUGGCUGCCUUCCUCCCAGACCUGGCCUUGGCAAAACGUAAGACCUGGAGAAACCCCUGGAGACGAUCCUACCACAAACGCAAGAAAGCAGAGUGGGAGGUGGACCCUGACUACUGUGAAGAGGUGAAACAGACUCCGCCCUAUGACAGCGGCACCCGUCUGCUGGACAUCAUGGACAUGACCAUCUUUGACUUCCUCAUGGGCAACAUGGAUCGUCAUCACUAUGAGACGUUUGAGAAGUUUGGCAAUGAGAGCUUCAUAAUCCACCUGGACAACGGGAGAGGGUUUGGAAAGCAUUCCCAUGAUGAGGUGUCUAUCCUGGUGCCUUUAAGCCAAUGUUGCAGAGUGAAGAAGUCGACCCACCUGCGUCUGCAGCUGCUGGCCAAGGAGGAGUACCAGCUGAGCCGUCUGAUGGAGGAGUCCCUGCUGCGUGACCGCCUCCACCCCGUCCUCAUCCAGCCCCACCUGGAGGCUAUGGACAGACGCCUACGCCACACACUCAACGUCCUGGCAGACUGCAUCGAGAAGGAGGGCUAUAGUAAUGUUGUGGAGGAUGACCUGGCGGGGGAGAGGAAAGGGGCUCAGAUGCACACAUUACCCAGGGGGAGGUAGCUGGGAGGCCUGAACUGUUCUGGAAUGGACCAUACUGGAUUGGACCGAAUCGAACCGUACGGAACUAGAGUCGAUCAGACUGGACUGGAUUGAACUGGAUUGGACUGGACCAGAUUAAACCGGACUGAACCGGUUUUGACCACCAUCCACAUAGGCCCCUUAAAUAACAGUGUACACCUCCCAACCAAUCGAUCAUCUCCCACCACAGCACCACAGAUCAUGAAAGUCUUGUGAGAGCCGCUUGUCUUGUUCAGGAGACAUUUUUGAAUUCAGUGAAUUCCAAGACUAGUAUUAUUCCUUCUGCUGUCAACUGAAUAUUGUGUUUCUACACAUUGUUGGGACCUGUCACAGGUGUGCAAACGAUAUGCGUAUUGGAGAUCGAUUCUGUGUCUUAAUGAACAAUUUAUUGCAAAAUGUUUUAUAACUUCUGUUGCUCUUUUACAUUGUUGUUGAUGUGUUUUUUUUAAAUUAAUUUAAGAGAUAUUUCAUUGGAGGGUUUACUGCAAAAUGUGUCUUCUGCUUUUCAUCUUUCAAGUGCUUCCUGUCUAAUAUUUAUUGCAUUUCAUAUUACUUGUUUGAAAUAAAUGAGACCCACAUAAUUUUUCUAUCAAUAGGACUGGGGGCUCUAGUCAAUCUGUAUCGCUGAAGCUCCCGAGUGGUGCAGCGGUCUAAGGCACUGCAUCUCAGAGCUAGAGGCGUCACU